Molecule: messenger RNA, 2384 nt
Organism: Salvelinus fontinalis (brook trout)
Lineage: Eukaryota; Metazoa; Chordata; Actinopteri; Salmoniformes; Salmonidae
Gene: klf11a
Product: Kruppel like factor 11a
Exons: 4
Coding region: 198-1694 (498 amino acids)
Biological process (GO): regulation of transcription by RNA polymerase II
Molecular function (GO): DNA-binding transcription factor activity, RNA polymerase II-specific; RNA polymerase II cis-regulatory region sequence-specific DNA binding
Source: RefSeq, a predicted model, not a curated record
UGUUUUUUUCGUCUCCCCUUUUGAUUCACUCAGCUAAGGCCAGUCUCAACAACUGGCAGCGGGAAUACUUGUGUGCUCAGGGCUCGUUGAGUGGUUAAAUUGCUACUGUCUCUACUAUUAUUGUUUUACUCAUACUUUCCAGAUGGUGACUUUCACAUCACCCCCGAAUUCAAUAGCAAUCUUGUCGGGCUAAUCUAAUGGACAUCAGGGUGAUGAUGAUGGAGAGGAACAGGUACGACAGUGAGCAGUCCUGCUGCAGCACCUUUGAGUACCACGACCUGGAGGCCGCCGAGGCGCUCGUCAGCAUGAGCUCCUGGCGUCAAAGGUCAGCAAACCACAAGCCACGCCCCCUGACACCUACCUCUGACUCCUGCGACUCUCUCCUCCUACACCCUGAGAGCAUGGAGUCCCCCAAGGAUCUGAUCGCACUCUCAUCACUGUGCAUGACCCCCCCUCAGAGCCCCAUUUUUGCCGAGACCUCCACCUCCACAGCUGUCGUCACCACCACCACCACCUCAUUGGCCAGCUCCAGCUCAGGCCCCAGACCAGUCUUAACCCGGCCAAGACUUUGUGCAGGUCUGCCCCACAGGAAUGCCCCUCUCCUGGGCCAACAACUUGGCACGGCCCCCCUCUUAGAGAGCUCUGGAGCUCAAGAGCUAGCCAGCAGAGCCAUGGUGACCAGCGUUAUCCGUCACACUGCUGACAGGGCCCUCUCACAGCACAGUGUCAACAUUCCACCUCAGUCCCUCAUAGGGAUACAGCACACCUCCUCCAACAGAAACCCUACAGCAGCCUCUUUGGCCGAGACCAUUCCCAUGCAGACUGAACCACAAAGCUGCAACACUGGUCCGUGUGUUAAGGUAGAGAAGGACGUUAGUCCAUCCUCACCUGACAGCAGCACAGGCCAAUUCACUCCUCUCACUGAAAGUUCCCCAUCCCAGGCCACAGCCAUCUCCCGGUCCUCGCUCCCCAUCCAAAGCUCCCAGGUCCUCUGCCAGGUGUUUCCAGUCAGUGGGCGGACAGGGAUGAUCUCUGCGUUUGUCCAUCAGGGUCCGGUCCAGAUGCAGACCCAGGGGGGGCCCAAGCCAAUACUAGCCCAGUCACCAUCCUCCUUCCCCCAGUCGCUGCAGCUGGUGGGCUCCUCAGUGACUCGCGGGACGGUGAUGUUUGUGGUUCCCCAGUCCCCUGUUUCCCAGGCCUCGUCAUGCCAACAGACUGUCAUGACCCUCGGGAACACCAAGCUCCUGCCCCUGGCCCCAGCUCCAGUUUACAUGCCCUCAGGGCAGAGUAGUAAUGCCACACAAGCCGACUUCUCCCGCAGACGGAACUAUGUCUGUAACUUCCCCGGCUGUAAGAAGACCUACUUCAAAAGUUCCCACCUCAAGGCCCAUCUCAGAACUCACACUGGUGAGAAACCAUUCAGCUGCCACUGGGAGGGCUGCGACAAGAAGUUUGCGCGCUCCGACGAGCUCUCCCGCCACCGGCGAACACACACCGGCGAGAAGAAGUUUGUGUGUAACAUGUGCGAUCGGCGCUUCAUGCGCAGCGACCACUUGACCAAGCAUGCUCGCCGACACAUGACCACCAAGAGGACCGCCACGUGGCCGACUGAAGUCAACAAGAUGGCGGCAUCUAAGGGUCCGUCGAGCGGCUCCAGCCUUCCUCUCAGUGUGCUGGUCCCUUCCCCUAAUUAGCUGGGUCUCAGGCCGUACGGUCAUCUCAGGACAAUAUACCACCACCAACCACAAGACCAGGGGUUUAAAUUAAACAAAAACUAUAGGCUGCUACUCAUUCAUGGACAGAGACAAACUGACCUUGCACUGGAUUUUUUAAUUAUGCUUGUUUUGUACUUUCGAUCUGUAAUAUGUAUACAGUAUGUAAUGUUUAGCAAAAUGUAUGCACUCUUUUUGCCAAAGCCUUUGCAUCGUGCUUUUCUGUUACUAUUUGUCUCUGUGAUUAUAAAUAUGUAUAUAUGAAUAUCUAUAUAUGAAUGUUACGUGUAUUCCAAUCUGCAUUUAUUGAAUAUAUGUUAUUGAUAUUUUAAAAUGUGUCAGUGGACAUUAUACCUCACUGUGAUACUACCUACUUUCUUGCUUUGCAUAUAAUUUAAUAAACAUUUGUCUUAAAAAGUGCUGUUAGCUUGAUUGUUUUUUAAAUUACAGAUACAGUAUAUUAUUACUUAAUAAAUACUUUAUAAAGCCUCACCAUACUAAUAAUAUGAGUAAUCCAUUUAUGAAUGAAUUCUAUAGAUAUGACAUGGUCACAUUUUUUGAAGUGCUGUGCCAAUGUGUAGUUUUACUAGCUUUCAAUGUAGGCAAUUGUAAUUAUUAUGAGUCCCAUUGUUUUUUCCCAUAAUAAAAUACAAAAUAAAAUACACCAGUAAA